This is a messenger RNA of Maudiozyma barnettii, 1407 nucleotides long. It is a transcript of the gene YTM1, whose product is annotated as Ytm1p. Lineage: Eukaryota; Fungi; Ascomycota; Saccharomycetes; Saccharomycetales; Saccharomycetaceae. Gene Ontology annotation, cellular component: preribosome, large subunit precursor. The transcript has a single exon. Bases 1 to 1407 code for a protein of 468 amino acids. Gene Ontology annotation, biological process: ribosome biogenesis. Gene Ontology annotation, molecular function: protein binding. The record is from RefSeq and is a predicted model, not a curated record.
AUGUCAGACGGCAAGUCCCAAAUUAAAAUCAGAUUCUUCACCCGUGAAAAGGAUGAAUCCUUACAGGUUCAGGACACUCCUAUGUACGUCCCAAUCCAAUUGAAAAGAUAUGGUCUGUCUGAAAUUGUCAACCAUCUGUUAUCUACGGAACGUUCCGAUGAAGAUGUAGCCACUACUCCAUUUGAUUUUUUGAUUGAUGGUCAAUUAUUACGUUCUUCUCUAGACGAUUAUUUAGUAAAGAAUGGUCUAUCUUCUGAAGUUUCCUUAGAUAUUGAGUAUACCAGAGCAGUUCUUCCACCUUCUUAUCUAUCUAGUUUUAGUAACGAGGAUUGGAUCAGUUCCAUCGAUGUUACCUCCGGUAUUGAGGUUCCACAAAGAUCCAUUAUUACUGGUUCUUACGACGGGAUUGUGCGAACUUGGAAUCUAAGUGGUCAAGUAGAGAAGAUGUAUAGUGGUCAUUCCGCUCCUAUUAGAGCUGUCAAGUUUUUGUCCAAUACUAGAAUUGUGUCAGCAGGUAACGAUCGUACUUUACGUAUAUGGAAGACCAAGAAUUCCCCAGUUGGUGCCACUAACAAUCACGAGGAUAUGGAUGAUGAAUUGGCUGUUGAGGAAGGUAAAACACUAGCUAUCCUAGAAGGUCAUGGUGCUCCAGUUGUCUCUUUAGAUGUGUCUAAUGAAACAUCUAGGAUCAUUUCCGCUUCAUAUGAUAAAUCUAUUGGUCUUUGGUCUACAGAUUAUAAAGCCAUGAAUGCAGUAGAUUCUAUGGAAGAAUUAACCAAAUCAACAAACAACAAAGUAUCUACAGCAGCCAAAAAGAGAAGAAAGUUGGCUCUAAAGGAUGGUUCCAUUAGAAGAAGAGCACCAUUAUCACUACUAGAAUCUCAUACAGCCCCAGUGGAACAAGCAAUUUUUGACCGUAAUGAUAAUACAGUAGGUUAUUCCGUAUCUCAGGAUCACACUAUUAAGACCUGGGAUCUUGUCACUGCUCGUUGUGUCGACACUAAGACUACAUCUUACUCAUUAUUGAGUAUUGCACAAUUAAGUUCUUUAGGGCUAUUAGCUUGUGGUUCCAGUGCUAGACACAUUACAUUGCAUGAUCCUCGUGCCGACUCCAGUUCUUCUAAGAUUACUCAACAACAAUUAAUUGGCCACAAGAACUUUGUAGUCUCUUUGGAUACUUGUCCUGAAAACGAGUACAUGUUAUGUUCUGGUUCUCAUGACGGUACUGUCAAGGUAUGGGAUGUGAGAUCUACAGCCCCAAUGUAUACUAUCACAAGGGAAGAUGGUGAGACUAAAGAUAAGGUCUUUGCUGUUAAAUGGGCUGAAAAGGUUGGUAUCAUCAGUGGUGGUGAGGACAAAAAAGUACAAAUAAAUAAAGGUGAUAACAUCUUCAAGAGUGAACAAUAA